Cicer arietinum (chickpea) is the source of this 1018-nucleotide messenger RNA. RefSeq lists its product as uncharacterized. The record is from RefSeq and is a predicted model, not a curated record. Gene Ontology annotation, molecular function: zinc ion binding; ubiquitin protein ligase activity. Lineage: Eukaryota; Viridiplantae; Streptophyta; Magnoliopsida; Fabales; Fabaceae.
AUUGAAUAUGGAAUUAGAAUUCUCCACCUUACAAAAUUCCCUUUCCCUCAUCCAUCAUUCUUCCAACGUAUCCCUCAAAACCAAACAAAGAAUCUCAACCACAAUUAAUAACAACAACAACAUAUUUUUCACACACCAAAUUGUUCCUCGAACAAAAACAACUUUUUGUUUUUGAAAUGGAGUCUAUUGCCUCCAAUUCUAAUAAUUCAACACCAAAUAAUAAUAACCAUCGUCGACACUCUCGUUUCAAACACAGCCAACCAAUUUCCGACCGAAUAGUGCGAGCACUCCGUCACCGUCUCCGUCUCCUCCACCGUACCGGCUCCACCUUCUUUAUAUUAGGCGCAACCGGAAACGUGUACACAGUAAUCUUAUCCUCCACACCCUCAUGCACGUGCCCCGACCGAACAACACCAUGCAAACACAUCCUAUUCGUUAUAAUUCGAGUCUUAGGUGUAUCUUCUACGGACGCAUGCGUGCGUAGAAGAAACCUAAGACCAUGCCAGCUUCAACGGCUUCUAAACAUGCCAACUUUGAAUGAAGCAGUUGCAGGAUAUUCUGUUCGACAGAGGUUUCACCAAGUGUUCUUUGAAGGAGGGGGAUCAAAGAGGGAGAGAAUAGAGAUGGAGGAAGGUGCCACGUGUCCUGUAUGUCUUGAAGAGAUGGGGAAGGAAGAGAGGUUGGUUGCGUGUGAAAGUUGUAGGAAUGGAAUUCAUGAAGAGUGUUUGGUGAGGUGGAAGAGAAGCAGAGGAAGAAGAUCGGUUAGUUGUGUGAUUUGUAGAGCAAGGUGGAGGAAUAGAGGGGAACAGGAUAAGUAUGUUAACUUAUCUGCUUAUGUUAGUGAGGAGGAAGAUUUGCAAGAUGGGGGUGUUUGCACUGUCUAGUAGCAUAUAUGUAAAUUAUAUCAUGUUGUUAAUAUUCGAGUUUAAGCGAUUGAUUAAUGUUUCAUGUGCAAUUAGAUUAAAUUUAGGUGCACUUCGUUGUUGGAUUCUUAAUAAAUAAAUAUAUGUUAAUCCCA